Molecule: messenger RNA, 5255 nt
Organism: Xyrichtys novacula (pearly razorfish)
Lineage: Eukaryota; Metazoa; Chordata; Actinopteri; Labriformes; Labridae
Source: the annotation of a GenBank genome assembly
AUGCUCUUCUUGUCGAUCUUGCUCCUGAGCGUCCUCCGCUCUUCCUCCUCCCUCUCUCCUGUCCUCUCCUCUCAGAUUGGGACCCACUGCCACUGUGUCCACGCUCCCUUUGUACCUGGUUACGACCUGAUUGGACAGGGUUUUGAUGUGGUCACUCUGCAGAGUAAAGGAAGCCACCUGAUCGAUGUGAAAACGUACAUGUCCUCUGAUGGAAACUGUACUCUCACCGCCAACCCACUGCAGGGAAACCAGUUACAGAAGGUCAUCAGAGAGCCAAAGUGAAACUUGAACACCUGUAACUCUUGGAUGAACACACGUUAACCUUUUUGUUCUUACCUUCCUCAGCUGCCACUCUCUGUUGUGGACUGGCGUUCAAUGACCUCCUGUAGUAAAUCUCUCUACAACACGAUGCACACAUCCGUCAGGUAACCCAGAAAAACAAAAACUAGUCACUUGCAGCAUUGUGAACUUUCACUCACUGUGUUUAAGUCUGUGUCAUAACUAGGGUUGCAAAAUUUCAGGAAUUUUCAAAGUUGGAAACUUUUCAUGGAAAUAAGCUGGAAUAAAUCUGAAAUGUAUAAAAUUGAGGGUUGGCCUUCAACAGGAACUGAAAUAUAGUUGGUUAAAAUAUAUUGCAGCAUAAUCUUGAUUAAAACAACCAAUCACGCGAUCACACAGCACACUGCAUGGCUACUGAGGCCACACCUCCUACAUGCACUGUACGUUCCUCCAUCACAUGACUCACAGACGAUUUCUUAAACCCUGGAGGCGACACUUUAGAGCCCAAAGACCAAGACAGUUCAGUCCACCGACUACAGAAAGUCAAGUAUGUUUUGAUAACAUUAUGGGUCAUGAAGAUCAUGUACUUCAAAUCUGUAUCCAGGCGGGAGGCGGAACCAACUUGUCCAUAGUUUAUACAGUCUAUGUGUUGGACCCAUAAAACUAUUUCUGUAAUUUGACUAAACCCCCACACAACCCCAUAAAUGUACCUACAACUCAGUCUUUAUCUUCAGCAGUCACCGUGUGUGGACAUAAAGUUUAAAGAAAUAUAAACACUUUUGAUUCUGAGUUCAUUUAUUUGUUUGUUUCUCAGUUUAACACGGCGUCUUUGUUUCGGUCAAGUGAACUCACACCCACUAUAAUUUUAGCUGAAUCAGACUCCUAUUGUUUGGUGAAGUCCAGAGGUGUGUUCGAUACAGUCAGACGUUCAAAGCUGAGCUACAGUUUCAGUCUCCCUGACCGAAGGAAUCAUCUCUGCUCUUUUUUCUUUCGUUUACUUCGCCACCACUGAGCUACUUCGUAAAGUUAGGAAGUGGAAAUCUCGGCGUGUCGGCGCAGAGUCAGAUAUGUGGACCUGAUCAGUAUUUUCAGACUGUUAAUUCGUGACAACAAGUUAUUUUGACCUCAUCCUUUUUAUUGCAUCUUUUUAAUUUGAUUUUCUCCACAACAGUAUUCCCCGCCUCUGUAAAGGUUUUCUGCUUUUGUUCAAUUUUUUGUAUCUUUGGUUUCGUGUAAAUGAUCCACCUAAAUGCACACCCACAAUUAUCUGAUUAACCAAAACAAUGGAAGUGCAGCAUAAUCUUGACUAAAACAACCAGAUUCAAUACUAGUCCACCCCUUAAUCACAUGAUCACAUGAUCACACUGCAGGGCUAUUGAAGCCACACCCCCUACAUGAACAGUACGUUCCUCCAUGGGGUAAAUAUAUUUGAUCUAUAAUAGUAUUGAUAUUUAACUUGUAAAAAUGAAAUAAAAACAGUUGCUAAAUGUAAACUAUUUUUCAUUUCAUUGACCAUUUAAGGGUCCAGCUCAUAAUGGUGGUGAUGCUGUUCCUUCAGACUCCUGCAAGACAGUUUUCUGUAACCAAACAAUAAUUUAAACAUCAAUUAUCAAAUAUUUUGAAGACCAUUCCAGUGAUUUUACAAGAUUUUUUUGUUAUUUUAUUCCACAGAAAAAUGCCACGUUCACCAUCGCCACUCAGAUCUGUUGAAAUGUUAAUUGUAUUAUCUUUCAUGGAUGUCUGCUUAUGAAAAAACAAAAAUAUUUACAUUUAUGUUUGGAUAUGAUACAGUUUGUUAAAAUUACUCCCAAUUUCCAGUUAGUUCCCAUAAUUCCCAUGGAAAGUUUCUGGAAAUUUUCCGCCCCUUUGCAACUCCAGUCAUGACCAUUUCAAAUAUCCUCACAGAGACAUCGAGCUCUAAGAAAGAGAGCACUGGACACUUCUGAGUUUACUCAAACACCAGAGCAGGGACUCAUUUUGAAGCACGCACCCUCAUUAAAAAACAUAAAUCCACACGACAUAUGUCACCCUGGAUAAUCAUGAACUGAGCCUGAUUAAAUCGGCUCCCAAAACACACAAAACCUAGAUUUUUGUUAAUGUGUCUAAUAAACCUGAAAGUCUUAAAAUGAGCGUCAUUGAAGACACUCAUAAUUUGUUUUCUGACACCGAAAUAAAACUGAUGCUUUUCACAGCGAUCUGGUGAAAUCCCACGCCGACCUGGAAAGUAACGACUGGACGGUAAGAAUCUCAUGUUAUUAUAAAGAAAUCAGCUUUUUUUACAUGCAUCCCUUUAUUUCUGCAAAUUAAAAGGAGUAUUUAGUUUUAAUCUUAUAGUUUUUGAGACAUUUUGAAAAGAGGUGUUUGAGAGGUGAAAUACCUGCUUUACUACUGCAGUAUUUAUGCUGUCUGAGAAAAUAAAGCAGCUCUUGUUUUGCCUCAGAUGGGACUCGAAGUGAUGAAGUAUAGGAGCGGAGUGUUUGCAGGAAAACUCUCAAAUGUGAGUAAAUUUGCAGCAGCCAAAAGCGAAAAGGACCCCUCCGCCUUCAGCACUCACAUGGUCACCUGCAUCCAUUACAGGUGGGGUUUGAAGACCUCGACUCACAGAUAAUAACACAUUUAUGGAUAAAAACAAGUAGAUCUCCUCUGGUUUGAAUUAACUGUAGCUACAAUGCUUCUCUGCGUAGGCUCGGUGUCUCAGAUAGUCCACCCCUCAGCCCUGAGUUCCUUAAGAGUCUCGAGAAGCUACCACUGAUCUACAACCCUGGAACCAGGGAUGAGUUGAUAGAGUUCAUCAGGACUCACGGCACACAUUACAUCCGCCAGGUCAGGAAACAUUCACAGCCAUUUUUAAAACCAAAGAGUUACCAACCCCAGUCUUUAUUGUAUAACCUCAUUUAUUUGUGAUCUCUCAGGUCGACCUUGGAGGGCGAGUCAAGCGGGUCACUGCUGCACAUACAUGCGUGUCCAGACUGAAUGGCCUUUCCUCAUGGGAGGUAGGGGUAGAACUUAUACUCUGACAGCUUCAUGUUGCCGACCGCUCGCUUCUCUAGUUAUACCAACUUUAGUAACAACCACAGGAUAGUAAUACAGAGAGCCACACGCUCAACCAAAACGCCACUCUAUAACCACAAAUAAUGCUCAGAACAGCACCUAACUUCAUCAACAGGACAUAUAGGGUCACAGACAUAGUACUAGACACCAAACAUCUUUUUAACUUUGACUCAUUUCUUUAGCAAAGAGACUAAACACAACUCACCUACUCUCUUCCAGCAGCCGCUUGUUUGUAACGAGACCUCAGGCCAGUCCAUUACAGACUACAGCGGGGUGACGCAGCUCAAGGAAGAACAUUUAUGAUCAUUUCUUUAUCAUUUCCUUGAAGUAAUAAUUGCCGUAUUAAUCAUUUUACAGAUGCGGUAGUUCUUCUGCCUCAGCGUCUCGGUCUGAUUAUAUUUAUAUAAAGAAAUGAUCAUGAAUGUUCUUCCUUGAGCUGCGGCACCCCGCUGUAUUGCUAUCUGCAAUCGGUGUCUAACUCGGUGUGUUUGACCCUAACUUAAUUUUACGCCAGAAUAUCCCUUUAAUACUAACAUUAAAUUUACCUUUUCAUGUAGACACACCUCUGCCUAUCAGGAGGUAUCAACGUUGGCCUCGGGGUCAGCAAAGGGGGUGUCCUUCAAAAGAUCUGCGACAAAGUGCUACAGAACCAGAACGAUUUUGCCUCGACAAACACCAGUGUCCAUGAGCACUACACUGAGGUGGUAGGAGGCAAAGGGUGGACAGGGGAGUUCUCACUCACCCACAAUGACUCCCUGGGCUACAGAAAGUGGAGGGAAACUCUCAAGGAUCACCCCGGUGUUGUCAGGUAUUCUCUGAGACCUCUGUACACGCUCCUACCAGAAGGAGCACAAAGGAACGGACUGAAGGGCGCCACUGAGAAUUACUUAGCCAUGAAUGGCAUCCGUGCAGAGCCCGAAUCCCCCGAGUGUGGAAGCAGUCAUCCUAACCUCGAUAACAACUGCUGUCCACUGAAAGCCAGCAGAGGAACGCUGGUGGUGACCAUCGUCCGAGCCUGGAAUCUGUACGGGGAUAUAUGGGGCACGACUGACGGGUGUGUAGAAAGCAAGACCACUUCCUGAGGGAGGUCUUUCUAAACAAGAUUCUACAUGUGGAGUCACUGAAGUCAUUUGUCUCCCAUGUUUUUCAAACACACAGGUAUGUCAAGAUCCAGUACGGUUCCUACUCCGGCAGAACUUCAGUGAUCAGUUCAAACGACCCUCGAUGGAACGCUCGUUUUUCCAUUGGCAAGGUCAGUAACUCAUCCUGAUCGAAGGAGACGGAAAUGUCAGCUCUUAACCCUCAGGGGUCCUUAAAAAAAGUUACGUUUAGGUCCUUAGGUGGACAAAAAUGUCCAUCUCCUAAAAGUGCCAUAAAAAUAUUAUACAUUCAUAUUAUUUUCCCCACCUCUGUUUAUGAAGGUGGACACACAGUCGGAUCUGAAGAUCGAAGUCUGGGAUGACGACUGGAUUUACGAUGACCUUCUGGGAUCAUGUGCGAAAAGCCUGAAGAAGGGGACACAUACAUACUCUUGUCCAACACUCAGAGGCGAUGUGGAGGUCCAGUACACUCUGACUUGUGACCAAUACCUGACUGGAGACAAGUGUAACCUGUACAAACCGUCUCCAUAGAGAUGAAUCCAGUCUGUGGGCCAUGUUCUGUCCAGUUUGUUAUGAUUUGCAUUAAAUCAGAUGUGGAGACUUCCCUGAAAUGUAAUGAGCCGGACAGUCCCACAGCCGUCUUUUAAGUUUAGGUGUAGUUUUAUUUUAUCCAUGUUUGAUGAAAUUUAAGAGAAGAUAAGAAGAACUUUAUUGAUUAAAGGAAUUUUUAAUUAUAAUUCAUUUAUUUAUAAUAAUUCGAUUUCUAGGUUAUUUUGCAAAAGAGGGUGGCACUUAAAAAAUGUAUGAACUUUUUUUGGACUGAAG